Molecule: messenger RNA, 4787 nt
Organism: Pieris napi
Lineage: Eukaryota; Metazoa; Arthropoda; Insecta; Lepidoptera; Pieridae
Gene: ab
Product: protein abrupt
Exons: 14
Coding region: 465-2486 (673 amino acids)
Biological process (GO): regulation of transcription by RNA polymerase II
Cellular component (GO): nucleus
Molecular function (GO): protein binding
Source: RefSeq, a predicted model, not a curated record
AACGCAUAAAUCGCGAAAAAUCACCGCAUCGGCUAAAAGCGACGGUAUUGCGGAAAAUGCAUUUCCCGGGUGCAAAGCGCAGGCGGAAUGGCGGGGGGUGCAAGCAAUGAUGGACAUCGUAUUGAUUUCUAUCUGCUCCUCCCUUAUUGUCGCGGUGCAGGGCAGACAUCGAUCGCUGCACCGGCCCUAAAUUAACACCCCGAUCGCCAUCUCACCCCCAGUACGUUUUUACUCGGAGUAGUGUUGUGUUCAUCGUCAUUAACCUCACAUGAUCGCGCAAAUGAUCAAUGAUAAUAACUGAAGCUUUAAAAGUGGGCCGUGACGCGCAGAUUUAUUUGUCAGACAAGUGAGAAAAAGGCAUUAAAGUGGCGACGCUGGGCGCGCGCGUGGAAUGCGCAGGAGUGGAUUUGUUUAAUUCGCGGGCACGGACAGAUUCAGCCGUGUCUCCUUCAGAACACCCGGCCAUGGCGACCGAAACCGUGUGGCACCCAGGCGGCGCCGCGGCCGGCGGUGAACAGCAAUACUCAUUGCGAUGGAACGACUUCCACUCGGCUAUGGUCUCCUCCUUCAGGCGGCUCCGGGAUGAAGAGGAUUUCGUUGAUGUCACACUCGCAUGCGCAGGCGCAACGUUUACAGCACAUAAGGUGGUACUAUCAGCGUGCAGUCCCUACUUUCGACGGCUUUUAAAGGCGAAUCCUUGUCAGCAUCCCAUCGUUAUCUUGAGAGACGUUCACGACAAAGAUAUGGAGAGCUUACUCAGGUUCAUGUAUCAGGGUGAGGUUCACAUCGGCCAAGAGCAACUCAAAGAGUUCCUGCGGGCAGCUCAACUGCUCCAAGUGCGAGGUCUUACAGAUGUUCCACCACCAGCACCCCUCACCACACUUGAACAGAAGGCUUCACCCGUUAUCCUUCAGCAGUCGGCAUCGUCGUGGACAGAAACCGGUAGUGGAGGGUCCAGGGAGGGCCGUGACACACAAAGAGAGGGCAGACGGUCCCGACGACCAGACGAAGGAGCGAAUAACACGCCACCACCUAAGAGGGCCAGAUCAUCAGACUUAUACCAGGCGCAGAUGAAGACCAGGUGUAGGACGGAGCAACUGUUAGCGUCGCAGGGCAGCCCAGAGCGACUUGCAACUAACGGACACGAGAUGGCGCUCUUCAGCCACGCUUUGGAAAACGCACAAAACCCACACUUGUCAAAUGUUUCCAAUAAUCUGUCAGGAGACGGUGAGGAGUCAUCAUCAGAUGCUGGCGCGAGUGACACAGAAGGAGACAACAGGACCAAACAAGAACCGGUGGAUUACGACGACCCAGCUACCAUGGCCAACACCAACGGAGCGUUACCACACAACUUUCCUGGACUACUUAAUCUACCUGGUUUCCCCGGUCUACCUGGUCCAUCAGGCAUACCAGAUAACUUCGGUGGAUGUCGACGAACACAGGACUUGCUGCGCGUAAGAGCUACCGAUCCCAGACCGUGCCCGAAGUGCGGUAAAAUCUACCGAUCGGCGCACACGUUGCGAACUCAUCUCGAAGACAAACACACCGUGUGUCCGGGUUACAGAUGCGUGCUCUGCGGUACGGUUGCCAAGUCCCGCAAUUCUCUCCAUUCCCACAUGUCGCGACAACACCGAGGUAUCUCCACAAAGGACCUGCCCGUGCUGCAAAUGCCUACGCGUUUUGAUCCAGAACUCGCCAGCCAAUUACUAGCAAAAGCCGGUGUAAAGGUAUCGCCAGAACAGCUUCGAGCUCGAGCGUCUCCAACAGGCCCUCGCAGGUCUGACAUAAAGCUGGACGCAAAAUCUGCGGCUUCUGAGAGCAGCUCUAUCUGUGGUGACAACGACCAUGAUGAUUUAAGCCAGUCGAAAUACCAAGACAGUAUUCCCGUUUCACCACCACAUAUAAACAACUUGACCAAUACGACAAUAACAAAAGUGCCAGCGGUCCGGGCAGUGACAGCAAAGGCUGUAGAGAACCUUCCACAUGGCAUGACGGGUAUGAAACAUGAUGACUAUCCUCCUGGCUUCGGAGGCGGCUCAGCACUAUUGGACACUUACCUUCAGUACAUCGGAGAAAAUGUUUUUGGAAUGAACGCAGCGAAACUUGCACAAAUGAACGCAAUGCACAUGGAAAGAAAAACGUACGACGAACCGUCGCCACAAAUGGGAUCUCUCCCACCGCCACCAACGACUCUUGCGCAUCAACGCUUCCUCAAACAAAUGCAAAGGCAGUACACAGAGAAUAUGGGCAAGCCUGACAUUAUGCGCGACUCUGAACAGCCGUUGGACCUGGGAAAGGAGAGACAAAGAAACGACAGCAUCAGCGAUGAAACCGACAGACAGGAUUUGGAGAAAGACCUGAACAAAGACUACUAUAAAGGCUACAAUGAUGACGACAGGAAUAGGAUACACAUGUCGGAAGACCAAGAGAUCCUGGGGCACGAAGACGAGUUCUCCGAAGAGGACAACAAAGCCGCCGCCUCAUGAAAUAACGUAUUGUGCGAAACUGACAUUGUUAAUGGUUUUUGAAACGGUGCUUGUGUGUUAUGUUGUCGUUUAUUGUUGACCCGUGGAAUGUCUAGUGCCAUCACUGGUAAGUUCGGUUUGCACAAUGUUACGGUUGACCGUAGACAUCUCACCCGACCAAGCCAUGUUCACUAGUAACCCGUUUUGACUCGCCAUUGAGAUUGUUUUAGUAGUAUUGUAAUCUAGUGUAGUGACUCGUGUAAUACCCCGUCACGUAGGGUACUUACAUAGUAAUUCCAUCCAGCUACCUCAAAUGCGCCAAUUCGGCGUCGAUUUAAAAAUAUAUAUCCACACAAAUUGUGAAAUUCCAUCCAUCUACCUCACUUCAAUAGAUUUUAUUUAAUAUUUUAUACAAUUUAUAGAUAUAACUGUUGUUUUAUGCAUUUUGCAGAUUGCAUUUAUAUAUACUAAAUAGAGUAUAUUGUAGGUAAAUAUAUGCAAGUCAUUCGGCGGUUUAGCGCCGUUCGUAGAGUCGUAAUGUUUAUUUUAAUAGUGAAUGCACUCACUAGAGGAACUUAGACUGUGUCACAAUAGUAGAGUAUUGCCCGAGGAGCAUUACCGUGUAUUCGAGCACAUUUUAUAUUUAUAACUGAGCAGAUAUCUUUGUAUACGAACAAAUAACAGAGCUUAAAAUAUACUAUAAUAUUCGUAAGCGCUUACGAAUCGGAAAGAAAAUAUAUGUUUAUAUAGUUCUUUACGGACAAAUUCUAAAUUUUAACAUCUUUUUGUCUUGAGACUGAAUUUUUCAAAUUUUCGAACGGUUAAAAUUCACAUAUAACUUACAAAUGGGGUAAUGCGUUGUAUAUACUAUUUGGUGAUAUGUAAAUUAUAGAGAAAUAACAAAAGCAAUAAAUAAAGUAUACCUUGAUGUUGCCUUCUAAUAAAUGUAAAUGGAAAGUGUGGUUUUAUGUACAUUGAUGUCUAGGCCGAUCGUACCUAGGUACAAGAAUGUUUAUUUUGUAGUAAUGAUGUGGGCUGGUUACUUAACAAAUACUGUGAUUACAAUCUCAUAUUAGCCUUCAAUAAUUAUACAUAUUUUUUAGAGUACAAUGUUAUAGUUAUUUAGUGUAAGGAUAUUGGUAAGCGAGUCACAAAUAUAUUUACUUCCCGAAGCUUAGUAUUCACGUUAUUCAAAGAGAACAUAGAGCAAUAGAUGGAGCAUUUAACCUUUUAUAUGGAAGAUUUUUGAAUCUGUACAGUUGCCACACUGACCUAUGGCCAUUAACAUAGACAAUAAAUUAAGAAAUAUAAUUCUGUGAACUAUGGAGAUAAACCAACUAGCAGUUGUUUGUAAUAAUUCAUCGUAUGAAGAAUAGGGAUGUUUAUUAAAACGUCAGUUUGUUGUCAAUGUCAAUUGCCCAGAGACAGUGUGGUAGCUUAUCCGAUUCCCCAAUAGAAUAAGUACUACGGGUUAAUUGAAUUAUGUUAGUGUGUUAGUGAGAUUUAAGAAAUAAGUCGGUUUGUGUUUGCCUAUACAUUAACCUUGUUGACAGUUAUCAGUGUUGCCAUAGUGAGUAAUUAUUUCGACUGUACAUAAACUUUGUUUAGAGAAGUGUGCUAAACACGAUGUUAUAGUACUUUUAGAUUAUAUUUACCACAAACAGUUCAUAGUUGUUAAAGCACGGUACAGAAGCAAUAGUUACCAUGUGAUGAAUAUAUUUUUCUGAACACAGUUUUGCAUACCACAGAUUAAAUAUUCAGCGCGUUGGUAUUAUACUGAUGUGAAAAUUACGCAUGAGGCUAUUACAUACGAAAUUUUAUUUUUAGGUGAUCUUUCAGGAAAAUUUUCGGACAAUGACAAUUGACAUAAUUAAUCAAUAUAAUACCAAUCGUUCAAGUUGUUAAAACAUAUUCUUAUAUACCAGUGAAGAUAUUAUUAUUAAUUAGGACUCUAAGUCAUGCUCUAGUAUUGUAUAAAUUAUGUUUAGUUACCUUGGAACUUGGAAAGUUCAUUUUUUAUCUUACCUCAUUAGUUCUCUCUUAGGUGUCUCGAUGUUCUAUGAACAUGAUUGUUUGUGCACUAUUUAAUAUGUAUGCAUGUCUUCUUGCGACUAAGUUUAUAAUAAAAGCACAAAAAAAUGUUAAAAUGCCGAAAGGUCUCAUGCUCUUCAUUAAAAUUGUGUUUUUUUAGAUUAGCAAAUGAUUUAGAAGAUAAUAUUUAUGUUUAUUUGUUCGCCAUGUUUAUGCCAUGUACGUUAGUGUACUAGAUGUAUGCCGCUUCUCUACAUUAUUAUAAAGAAAAUAAAAAAUAAUUGUUUUGAA